AGAUAUGGGAAAGCAGAGCCAUCAAAAGGAGUGAUGAUCAGCAAUCUCAUGGUAAAGCCGGGUGUUAGUUCUCAUGUCUCAGAACAUCCUGCUGGGAACUGCUUCACCAGCUCCUGGGAUCAGACUGUGCAUCUGCUUACUCCCCCUCUUUGCCUGAACUACUAAAGCCAGCUAACUGCGAAUGGCUACCCAAAGGAAACACUUGGUGAAAGAUUUUAAUCCUUACAUUACCUGCUACAUUUGUAAAGGAUAUCUGAUCAAGCCAACUACUGUGACGGAAUGUCUUCAUACCUUCUGUAAGACUUGUAUUGUUCAGCACUUUGAAGAUAGUAAUGAUUGUCCCAGGUGUGGAAACCAAGUUCAUGAGACAAAUCCUUUAGAAAUGCUGAGGUUGGAUAAUACAUUGGAGGAAAUUAUAUUUAAGCUCGUUCCUGGAUUACGAGAGCAAGAACUUGAGCGUGAAUCUGAGUUUUGGAAGAAAAAUAAACCUCAAGAAAAUGGACAAGAUGAUACUUCGAAAGUUGACAAACCUAAAGCAGAUGAAGAAGGUGAUGAAAACCAGGAUGAUAAAGACUAUCAUAGAAGUGACCCACAAAUUGCUAUCUGCCUAGAUUGUUUACGAAAUAAUGGGCAAUCAGGAGACAAUGUAGUCAAGGGCCUAAUGAAGAAAUUCAUUCGAUGUUCUACACGUGUAACUGUGGGAACUAUUAAAAAAUUUCUAAGUUUAAAACUAAAACUUCCAAGUUCUUAUGAGUUGGAUGUACUAUGCAACGGUGAAAUUAUGGGAAAAGAUCAUACUAUGGAAUUCAUCUAUAUGACAAGAUGGCGACUAAGAGGAGAAAACUUUCGGUGUCUGAACUGCUCAGCUUCGCAAGUCUGCUCUCAGGAUGGCCCUUUGUAUCAGUCAUACCCUAUGGUAUUGCAGUAUCGACCAAGAAUUGAUUUCGGUUAGACCAAGGGGCCUAGAUUUCACUGCAAUGAAUCCUGCACUAUUUGUUUACUCGUCGACAGAUUGCACAGUGAAUGGUGUGUGGACUAGAGGGACACAAUCAGAUUUUCAGCAUGCAAAUAAGGCCAUUGUCUGUCUCUAAAUUGUCAGUUGCAUUCAUGUUGUUUCUAUUAAGAGCAAACCAGUGCCACACUGCUCCUGCACCAUCUGCAUAAGGCAUUCGUACUGUCUCAUGGUGUGCAAGUCCUCGUUGGAAUCCCGGUGCACAGCCGUGAUGGGGCCUUUUGAAUAUUUUGCUUGCCUGUUCCAAGACUGUCCUAUUGUUUAAUUACACUAGUAAUGUGGCUCAGUCUUUGUGGUGUUGCAGUUUUCACAUACUUACUAUUUUAUUCUUGAUUAAAUAGAGUACUGUACAAGAAUCUGAAAAUUAUAUCUGAAGUUAUUUUGUAUGGAAAUAUAUUUAGAAAAGUGGUUUCUGAGCCACUCUUAUUCUUGCUACGCUUUUUGUGUAAAAAAAAAAAAA
This is a messenger RNA of Octodon degus (degu), 1472 nucleotides long. RefSeq names its product polycomb group ring finger 5 (gene Pcgf5). Gene Ontology annotation, biological process: regulation of transcription by RNA polymerase II. The transcript is spliced from 9 exons. Lineage: Eukaryota; Metazoa; Chordata; Mammalia; Rodentia; Octodontidae. The coding region runs from base 182 to 952 and encodes 256 amino acids. Gene Ontology annotation, cellular component: PRC1 complex. The record is from RefSeq and is a predicted model, not a curated record.